CAAGAUACGCGCAUGCAUCUAUCUACGGUACGGACACUCUGCAAUAGCGACAGGAACAGGUGAUGUGAUGUCAGUCAGCAAGAAAGCCAACCGAAUGAAUCUGUGGAUACAACCGUGGGGUACAAGGUACGUACUUACGUACGGUACAUCAACGCAGCGGAUUCGGAUGGGUGUCAGAGCACGCUGCGCUGCGCUACGAGUUCGUGCGUUUUUAUUUUUCAUAGUGAAUGAAUAAUUCAUUUUUCACGGAAAUCGCGCGAUAUUUUUUCCUAUCCCGCGCGAUUUUUCCGCCCUUCCUUCGUUAUGUGCGAUUGAUGGGAUUAGGCUAGGGAUGAUCUUGAAUCUUGAAAAGCGUCCAAUCGUUCUACGGUAUGAAAUCACAAAUCACCCAUCGUCCAUGGGAUCGAUCGCCUUUUCCUCUGGAAGAAAACAAGGGCGUACAGCAACAAUGGAACACGGCGAUCAAGCCACCGCAACCACGGCGACUGCUCCCGCCACCGCCGAAGCCGGCAAGGGAUCCGUGACGCUCCUGAUCGAAAACCCGGGAAAGGGCAAGAACUGGGGUCCCCUGCUGAGGUGCUGCGCCGCCUUUGGGAUCGGAACGAUAUUUGUGGUGGGCUACGAUCGGUGCGACGUCCGGGGUUCCCACGGGGCUUCGAAGCACGUGCAGCUGAAGGCGUUUCCGACGCACGAGCAGGCCGCGAGCGCCCUAAAAUCCGGGGGAUUCGAGCUCGUGGGGCUGCUGUCGCCGUUUCCCGACCGGGGCGAAAGCAUCGACAACGACAACGACAACGACGACGGCGCCCGGGAGGUGGUGCGGGAAACCUUUUUGCAUGUACCGACCGAGACCGAGAUGGACGUUGUCCGGAUCGUUGAAGCCGGUGCACCCGCCUCUCCGGACGGCCCAUGCAACGAGCCAAAGAACACGGAACCGCAACCGCCGGUGCAUUCCGAAACCACCAACACCGGUGCUGGUGACGGUGCGCUCCCUUCUCCGGUCCACCCGGCCCCGCUCCGGGACCGGCGGUCCUUCCCCGCGCACCGCUCGGGGGACCUCCCGGCGAGGACCUGCCUGGUCGUGGACAAGCUCCGGCGCGGCCUGCCCUGGUCCCUGGCAAAGCACUGCGGAUCCUUCGUCCACGUUCCCCACGCCAACUACCAGGCCCGCGACACCGGGGGAUCGAUGCUGACCCUAGAGGCCUCCGUGUCGAUCGUCUUCCACGAGCUCCUCGGCUGCGAGACCCCCCGGAGGGGCUAUUCCGGGGAGGAUUCGUGGGCGAGCGGCGGCGCGGGGGAUCCCUCGUCGUCGUCGCCGUCGUCGUCGGGCUACGAGGGCCAAAAAUACAACGUCGAAAGGGUGUACAAGGGCGGGGAUCCGGGGGACGAGCGGGCGAGGCAGAGGAAGCGAAAGGAGCGGGAAGAGAAGCUGCGGGAGCUGCAAACCGAAGCGGAGGAGCCACGGCCGUCGCUCUUUGGGGCAGACACAAACGACGACGGAGAUUACUAGGAAGACCCCACAAAAGAAAACACGGCGGAACCCGUCGGGGGAAGGCACGGCACGGCACAAUAGAACAUACCACGCGCACAUCGGCCCUGUUUGGUGGAAACCGGCACGGUGCUGGCUGCAUUCGCGCAACCGAGCGAACGCGUUCUUGCGUUCCCUUUCCGCCGCCCGUAUGAUGAACCCAACUCCGCGGGAGGCGUGGAAUAGGAAACACAUGGAUGCGCUUCUUUGCAACAAGAAUGACGGCUGGUCGUUUGGAUUCGAAUGAUGCGCCACAGGUCUCCACAACCCACUACCAUACUUAGGCGUCGACCCAAAAUGUUUUAAUAGCUAGAGAGAAGAAAAAAUACGUGCUGGAACCUAGACACCGGUUGUGGCCCGACAUCGCACACCUCGCUCUCACUCCUUCUGCAAUGGCAUAAUCCGAACGAAUCAUACUUUCGUUGAGUCAACAUCGCUUUUUCCUAAGUACUGGUGCAAACUUUGUUGAUCAUAUAUGACAAGAUAGUCU
Pseudo-nitzschia multistriata is the source of this 2015-nucleotide messenger RNA. NCBI's taxonomy places the organism in Eukaryota, Bacillariophyta, Bacillariophyceae, Bacillariales, Bacillariaceae. The record is from the annotation of a GenBank genome assembly.